Colossoma macropomum (tambaqui) is the source of this 4294-nucleotide messenger RNA. RefSeq names its product roundabout, axon guidance receptor, homolog 4 (Drosophila) (gene robo4). The coding region runs from base 172 to 3465 and encodes 1097 amino acids. The transcript has 19 exons. The record is from RefSeq and is a predicted model, not a curated record. Gene Ontology annotation, molecular function: cell-cell adhesion mediator activity. Gene Ontology annotation, cellular component: plasma membrane; axon. Lineage: Eukaryota; Metazoa; Chordata; Actinopteri; Characiformes; Serrasalmidae. Gene Ontology annotation, biological process: axon guidance; homophilic cell-cell adhesion; dendrite self-avoidance.
GUGUCCCGAAUCCGGAUGGCGCUUCGUUUAACCUGAGGGACUAAAGAGAGGAGCCUUAAACUUAACAUUAAUGCACUUUUAUCAUCUCCCUGUUUUAAAACCACUACCAACUGCUGCGUGUAGGUGCUGAACGAUGUUAGAUGGUUCUCUUGAAUCAAACACUGUUAGUACAUGAUGAGAGGAGAACUCGUUUUCAGGAUUUACUGGGUUCUUUCAGCUGUCCGUUAUAUUCAAGGUUCCAGGCUGCACCCGGAUGAAGAGGUCCCCCAGAUAGUGCACCACCCUUCAGAUGUGGUGGUGCGGGUGGGUAGCCCCGCCACGCUGUCAUGCCGGGCAGAGGGCAACCCCGAACCCUCAAUCCAGUGGCUCCGCAACGGCGUCCCCCUAGAGCCAGAGAAGAUGGAAGGGCAAUCACGCCCCAUUGUCCUGCCUGAGGGCAGCCUCUUCUUCCUCAGCGUGGUCCCUGGGAGAAAGAGCCAGUCACAUGAAGCAGUGUAUGCCUGCGUUGCCCGAAACAGUGCUGGUACCGCAACCAGCAGGAAUGCCUCUCUGCAUAUAGCAGCUUUGCGUGAUGAGUUUCGUGUGCAGCCCAGUGAUGUGGAAGUAGCUGUGGGUGAGGUGGCAGUGAUGAACUGCAGCCCACCUGUAGGACAUCCUGAACCCAACGUCUUCUGGAAGAAAGAUGGCAUCCUAAUCAACACCACAGACGAGCAUUACACUGAGCUCAAUGGGAAGUUGAUAAUAGCUCCAGCUCGGAAGCAGGACUCCGGAGUGUAUGUGUGUGUGGCUUCAAACAUCAUUGGAGUCAGAGAAAGUAAUGCAGCCAUGCUGUCAGUCAUGGAGAAGCCGGUGAUGCUGUUUGAGCCGCAGGAUGUUUCUGUGCGGCUGGGCGAGUCAGCUCGGUUUUACUGCGAGGCUCAGGGAGACCCUACGCCUGAGGUGAAGUGGAGCAGAGAGCAGGGGGCACUACCCAACGGCAGGUAUUUGGUUAACCCAGACCAGAGUCUUCAGAUCCACUAUGUGACGUUGCAGGACGCGGGCAGGUACACCUGUACUGCGGUCAAUGAUGUAGGAGUGGCUACAGCCAGCGCUCAGCUGUUUGUUGAAGAUGCAGGCAGCAGCAGCCAGAGGGAGCUGCAUAAAGAGCUUUCUGCUCUGCGGGUCAGUCUGGAGAACGUCACAGUUCUGAGAACUCCAUCUAACGUUUCACAGGUCAUGUGGAAGCUUCAGUCAUCACCCUCUCCAACGCAUUACCUGGAGGGCUUUGAGGUGCUGUACCGCUCCUUGCUGCCCGCCAGUUCAGACUGGGCUGCUCAGAGAGUGCCCCAGCCUGCACUCCAGACACAUGUGGGACCUCUAAAGAGGGGCUACAAGUACGAGUUUAAAGUCCGCCCGUACGGGAGUGAUCUAUAUGGCAGAGAGAGCAACACCAGACACCUGAGAGUGCCAGAGACAGUUCCCAGUGCUCCUCCUCAGGAAGUGUCCAUAAUGGUGCCCACGGACCGUAACGACACAGCCCAUCUGAGCUGGCUGCCCCCGCCUCAUGACGCUCACAAUGGGAUCAUUCAGGGAUACCAGGUGUGGUGUGUACAGGAAGAGGAUCAGCAGUAUCUGAACUGGACAGUUGACAGUGGCACACACAGUCUGGAGAUCAGCCCACUGCAGCCUGACAAGCAUUAUUGGCUCCGAGUGGCAGCGGUCAAUGGGGCCGGUAUUGGAGCGCAGAGCAAUCCAUACAAACUGCUCAUAGAGUCGAGGCAGCCAUCAACGUCAUAUCACAAAGAUGCACUGAAUCUGUCUGAUGUGUUGGCAAUAAUGAGGGAGCCCAUAUUUAUUGGCAGUGUUGGCGCCCUCUUGUGGUGUGCACUAAUGGCUACAGCUGUUUGUCUGUAUAGAAAACACAUCAGACCUGCCAAUCUGGGAGGAGGACAUCACAACAGAGCAGGUUUAUACCGACUGGCUAGUGAGGAUUUGAUAAUCAAGCACAGGAUGGCAGCUCCAGAUUCUCCGUGGAUCUCUGGAGGCUGGAAGCCGGACACCAGCAGUGAUCAGUACCAGAGCCUGUGGGCUCAGAGCAACCAGGAGAAUCAAGGCUUGAAGAGAACCACUCUACCCAUAACAGCCAAAAAUGACUCAAGCCCUCUGGAGGCAGCUGUCCCUAUAGUACCCGACAACUGUGGCGUCUACGGCACCUUCUACGUGGAUCUGACCAGUAACAAUCUGAAAACGUUUAACAGUCCAGCCCAGCGGCCCAAAAUGCCCCACAGCAACACAGAGCAGCAUCAGAACACAGAGACCAUACGCAUCAGUCAGCCUGUCGCCAAGGCACCUGUAGCCAGGGAGGGGCAAGUGAUGCCAUGGAAACGGGCCCUCCCUGCCCAGCCCAAUAUGGGCAUUCGAAAAGAAUCCUGGGAGAAAAACUGCAAACGAGAGCUACAUGCAGUGAACAGUGCUCCAUUAGUGCAUCAGCAGGCCCUGAUGGUGCGCAAUGCCCCUUUUAGUCAUAAACACAGACUCAGCCAGCAUCCAGGUGGUACCUCAGAGAAUGUGAAGCCAUUCGGUUCUCCCAGGAUUCUGCACUAUUCAGCCUCGCUGCACUUGGUGGAUAUGCUGCCCAGCCCUCCUCCGCUGCCCAUGGAGGACAGCCAGAGUGUCAGCUCAGAGGAAGGGUCCAGCCGAUCCACUAAGCUGACGGUGGACGCAGGUUCUCUGCAGUCUGUGUGUGCUGCGUCCACUCUGCAGGGGCCUGCUACCGUUGCAACCGGCUGCCCCUCUCAGAGAAGCGCUUCUUACAGCCACCUCUCCACCGCCUCCUUCUGCCUGUCCACUGAUGACUGCCAUGACUCCACGCUCAGCACUCAGGCCCACGAGUACCUGGAGCUCAGCCCUAAACCACACAGGCGCAGCUCCCUGUCUGAGAAGCCCCCCUCUUUGCCCCGUCCAUUCUCCCCCACACCCACGUUUGGCUACAUCUGCGGACCCUCUGAGCGGGAGAUGGUGGAUGUGGAUGAUGAGUCUCCGUCAGUGGGACUCAGGAGCGCAGCCCUGAGGAGCACGCCCUCCUCCUGCUACAGCGAAUGGGAGGGCUCUCUGUGGAACGGGUGGGGCUCCGUCUCUGAGGGAAACAUGCAGAGUGCACGGACCAGCAUCAUCAGCUCUUCAGACGGCUCGUUCAUGAACGAUGCGAACUUCGCUAGAGUCCUGGCCAUGACAGCAGAGUCUAUGAAUGGAACUUUAUCAGAUUUCUCCCCGCCGGGCUCUCCUCUGAGCAUGCUGUUCCCCCCGCGGGAUUGUUUUGGGGAGGUGGACCCCCUGCCCGUGUGGGACUGGAGCACAACCUGGGUGGAGGAGAUGGAGGCCCAGUUCAGAGCAUCCAGAGGAGCCGCUGGAUCAUCCAGACAGGAGCACUGGGGAGAUUUCUCACACAGCAAGCUGGGCCUCCACAAGACUAACUCACAGCGAUGAUCACAUUCCUCACAAAAAUGUGUCUGAGUCAGACACUGGACUACAUUUCUCACAGUUCCCUCAGCCUCAGAACACUGUUAAUAUUGGGACUACGUUUCCCAAAGUCCCUUAGGGCAGCUUCUGUUUCUGACCUGAUGGUGCAUUCGGAUGGUCCUCAACAAGCUGGUAAAUUGUCACAUCACCAAAUCAUAACUACCAGUUCGUUCUGGUGGUCAUCAGCAGCUGGUAAAUUUAUCACACACACAAACAGUGCUGUCAGACGAUAAAAUACUUAAUUGCAGUGAACCUAAUUAGUUUGUGUAGUUAAUGUUAAUUCAUGAUUUGUCUUAUUUUCUCAAGUUUGGCCCCAAAGAAAGUUUUUUUCCAAUUUUAAAAGCAGUGCAUUUUAUUACAACUAUAGUUGGAGUGGAUAAAAUCACAUCAGAAUGUGUUUAUGACUUUCAGUAAGUCAAUAACAUUGUUAUUACAAUGAUAAUUAAUAACAUUGUCAUCGUGUGAGCGCAGGGUUCACCAGAACCUGAACAUGAAAAUCAUGUUAUUUAGUAUAGCAUAUAUACAGUCAAUGGUUCCAACUCCUUCAUGAUUGUAGCUUCUCACUUAUGUUUAAACAGCUCUUGGAUUCUGUUAUACCUCUGGUGGGGAACUGCAGCUUUAUAUUUUGCUAUUGCUUUUGGCAGUUUACUAUUCAUUGAUUCACCCAUGGGUCUCCCAUUAACACAUCCAGUAUCGUCUGCUGAAGAUAUUUAACAGCUGUAUGUGAACAGGAGGGCUACAAUUGUGGUUUCCAGCAGAAUAACAUGCAGUGUGUGAACAGUUUGGCUUCUGCUUG